CAGGAGAGUAGCGCGAAAACAUAUAUCCUAACCUGCUCUAAAUUGGAGCAACGACACGUGCUUCCCCGAUCAGCUUCAUUUAUUGCCUUCAUCGCAGUUGUUUAGUUGGCCAGCAGCCAAGCACUUGAUUAGAAUUAAUUACGCCUGCAGUCUAGCGUAAAAGUGUACAGUGAAUAAGAAACAUUGGAGUCGAGCAGCGCAAUUUAUCCUGAGAUAAAGAUUUUAUAAGACGUACGAGAUUUCGAUGAAUUAAACGUUGCGAACGUUAUUUGAAGAAAUUGACAUAAUGACCGACGCAAACGCUAGGGAGAUGUUACCGAGCAGCGUUGCGGAGAACGAGAAGAAUCCGUAUGCGUACCUCGAGAGGGACGAUUUCACCUCCGAGAAGUACAAGAUAGAAGUGCGCGGCUUGCCCAAGUAUUACGGAAUUGGCGAGUUCAAGAAGUUCCUGAACGAAAAGCUGGACUUGCAGUCGUGCAAGGUAAAGCCGCCCAGGAAGGGCAGCAGCUGGCUAUACGUAUGCUUCAGAAACGAGGAGUGUCGUCAGCGAGCGAUAAGCACUAUAAAUGGGAUUCUGUGGAAAAAUAGUAAACUCACCGCGCAGGCCGCCAAACCAGCUCCGGAUCCCUUUGUGAAAAGACAACUGGAGGAGGAGUCCAGCAACAAACGUCUGAAGACCGACGCCGAGGAUCCAAACUGCUCCCCUAUGGAUAGAAUUAAAUUUAUCACUACUCCUUUGUGGAACGUGCCGUAUCCCGAUCAACUAACACUCAAGCAGAAGGAGAUGAAAUCUAUCCUGAUAAAAAUUGGCCAGCAAAUGCUUGCGGAAAGUAAAGCGCUGACAGAGUGGGUGAAUUCGCAGAAACAAUUGCACGAUGGAUUACCAUGCGAACUGCAAAAUAUACUUUCGGCUGACGUCACCGAGGCGUAUAGAAAUAAAUGCGAGUUCACAGUUGGCAAAGACAGUGAACAGAGCAAAAUUAUGAUUGGCUUUAGACUGUCAACUUACGCCUCAGGUUCUACAGCGGUUGGACCCAUUGACGAUCUUUGUCACAUUCCAGAAAAUAUGAAAGUCGCCGUAAAGAUACUAGAAACAUUUAUACACGAGUCAAAUUUAGAACCUUUUAAUCCAGUAGAUCAUAGUGGAUACUGGAGACAAGUUACCGCUCGAACCACUCGUGCCAGUCAUCUGAUGUUAAUAGUAGGAAUACACCCUCAGAAUCUAAGCAGUGACGAACUAGAGGAGUUAAAGUCGCAGCUGAGAAUAUUUUUUGAAACCGGGAAAGGUGCCGAUGCUAAUGUCACUUCGUUGUACUUUCAAACAAUAGAUAAGAAAGGUAUAGGCGGUGAGAGUAGCGACACCUUAUAUCAUAUUAGUGGAACAGAAUAUAUAGAAGAGACGCUACUCGGAAUGAAGUUCCGAGUUUCACCUCAAGCAUUUUUCCAAAUCAAUACAUUAGGAGCAGAAGUCUUAUACAAGGCGGUAAUUGAUCUUGCCGAGCCCACGAUGGACACGGCGCUACUUGACGUGUGUUGCGGUACUGGCACUAUAGGUCUCUGUUUCUCGAAGCAUUGCGGUGAAGUGUUAGGAGUGGAAGUUAUUCCCGACGCUAUAAAGGAUGCAAAGGAAAACGCUAUCAAGAACGAUAUUACCAACUGCGAAUUUUUUAUCGGGAAGGCCGAGGACAUUUUGUUGCCUGUCAUUCAGAGGACAACGAAAUCCAAUAUUACUGCCAUUGUGGAUCCCCCACGAGCUGGCUUACAUCAAAGGGCUUUAUUAACACUGCGUAAAUCAAAAAAGCUGAACAGACUAGUGUACAUAUCAUGUGACCCUCGUGCUGCCAUGAGAAAUUUAAUUGACUUAGCACGACCUAGUUCCAAGCAAUAUCUAGGUGAGCCAUUGGUACCGGUAAAGGCCAUUGCGGUUGACAUGUUUCCUCAUACUAAGCACUGCGAAUUGAUAUUGUGCCUUGAAAGGCUUUCGAAGGCGAUGAAGUCAAACGAACGUACCGUCCAAGAAAAUCCGGAAUAAAGAACGGCCAACUCGUGAUUGAUAACAGAUCCCGAGUCUCGGGCUUCACCCCAUAUCUAUUAAGGUAUUAAUAAUAGAACUUUCUUACUGAGAAAAGAUUAAGAAUUAAAUCUGGCGAAAUAGACUCACGACUUUUUUUUUAAGGAAAAAUAACAGUAAAAUAAAGAAAAGAGUUAGUACAUUGAUAUCAUCUAGAUAUUUGCAGCAUCUCGACUCUUACGGGAUUUAUGUUGCUAAGAGGAUGUUUUACAUUGUUUUCGGCAUAGCAAAUAAAGGCUUUCCAUCAUCUUUCAGCUUCAUCAAUAUUACGCAAAGAAAGAGAGAAGAAAUGACGAUGCAGGAGUUUCCACUUUAGAUCUUCAGAGCUUACGCAAACGUUCGUUUAGAAUCGGUAAUAAGACGAUAUAAUGA
Vollenhovia emeryi is the source of this 2443-nucleotide messenger RNA. RefSeq names its product tRNA (uracil-5-)-methyltransferase homolog A-like. Bases 287 to 2032 code for a protein of 581 amino acids. NCBI's taxonomy places the organism in Eukaryota, Metazoa, Arthropoda, Insecta, Hymenoptera, Formicidae. Gene Ontology annotation, biological process: RNA processing. Gene Ontology annotation, molecular function: RNA methyltransferase activity; nucleic acid binding. The transcript has 8 exons. The record is from RefSeq and is a predicted model, not a curated record.